CAGGUACAGGCAACAUGUCCAGAACCCUGAAGAAGAAGAAACAUUGGUCCGGUAAGGUGGUGGAGUGCGCGGUGUCGUGGGGCAACCUGGGCGACUUUGGCUCCGUGGUGGAGGUCCUGGGGGGCGCCGAGUUGGGCCAGUUCCCGCACCUAGGUCAGAUGAAGCUGGACGUGCUGGUGUGCCACGUCGGGAAACUGCCCUACUACGGCGACGUGCUGCUGGAGGUGAACGGGACGCCCGUCAGUGGACUUACCAACCGGGACACGCUGGCCGUCAUUCGGCACUUUCGGGAGCCGGUUCGCUUGAAGACAGUCAAACCUGGCAAAGUAUUGAACACGGACUUACGUCACUACCUCAGUCUGCAGUUUCAGAAGGGCUCGGUGGAUCACAAGCUCCAGCAAAUCAUCCGGGACAACCUCUACCUGCGCACCAUCCCAUGCACCACCAGGCUCCCUCGGGACAGAGAGGUGCCUGGUGUGGACUACAACUUUAUCAGCCUGGGGGACUUCCGGAUCCUGGAGGAGAGCGGCCUUCUUCUGGAGAGCGGCACCUAUGAUGGCAACUUCUACGGGACCCCAAAACCCCCGGCGGAGCCCAACCUUGUGCAGCCUGACUUGGUAGACCAGGUCCUGUUCGAUGAAGACUUUGGUGGAGACCUCCCCCGAAAGCGCACCACCUCAGUCAGCAAGAUGGACCGCAAGGACAGCGCCGUGCCCGAGGAGGAGGACGAUGACGAGAGGCCACCGCUGGUCAACGGCUUGCCUGAGCACAAAGCUGACUGGAGGCGAGCCGUGCCCAGCUACGCCCAGUCCAGCAGCACCAUGGACUUCCGCACGUGGAGCUCGCUUCCCCGCGAUGACAGCCUGGAGCCGCUUCCGCUCAACUGGGAGAUGGCUUACACUGAAACGGGCAUGGUCUACUUCAUCGAUCAUAACACCAAGACAACCACCUGGUUGGAUCCCCGCUUGGCCAAAAAGGCAAAACCCGCCGAGAAGUGCGAGGAUGGAGAAUUACCUUACGGCUGGGAGGAAAUUGACGACCCACAGUACGGCACAUACUACGUAGACCACAUUAACCAGAAAACCCAGUUUGAGAACCCAGUCCUGGAGGCCAAGAAGAGGCUCAGCCAGGGGACGGCCACCAUCCAGAAGGCUGCCAUGUCUCAUGGUAAGAGCAGCGUGCCUGGCUUCACUGCUAACCCGAAUCAACUGAAGGGCGACAUGUACCGCACGGCGCUGAAGAAGAGCUCGCAGGGCUUUGGCUUCACUAUCAUUGGGGGCGACCGCACCGACGAAUUUCUGCAAGUGAAGAACGUCUUCAGUGACGGCCCCGCCGCCAACGACAAUAAAAUGGCAUCCGGUGAUGUGAUCGUGGAGAUUAAUGGGUUGUGCGUCCUGGGGAAGACACAUCCGGAGGUGGUGCAGAUGUUCCAGUCCAUUCCCGUGAACCAAUACGUGGACAUGGUCCUCUGCCGUGGCUAUGCACUUCCCCCAGACGUGGAUGUAGACAGCGACGACCCUCUCCCCCCGCCGCCUCCACCGGCCAACCGCCCGACGCAAGCGUUACAUGGAGGUGAAGUGGUGACGGCUGUGCCACUCAUCAACGGGCAGCCGCUCUUGGUCAAAGGCGACGUCCUGCACGGCUCCUCCCAGGAGCUCCACUAUGUCACCACCGACUCCAGCGGGCGGCCAGUUGUCGCUGCCCUGCCCAAUGGAAGGCAGGGCGAGUCGGCCACCGGGAUGCUGCACCCAGAGCUGGUGAGUGUGCCGCUGAUCAAAGGGCCAGGCGGAUUCGGCUUCGCCAUCGCCGACUGCCCGCUGGGCCAGAAGGUCAAGAUGAUCCUGGACGCCCAGUGGUGCCGUGACCUUCAGAAAGGGGAUGUCAUCAAGGAGAUCAACAGGGAGAAUGUGCAAACAUUGAGCCACGCGCAGGUGGUAGACAUCCUCAAAGACUUUCCUGUGGGGAGUGAAGUCGACGUGCUUGUGCUGCGUGGAGGUCAAACGUCGCCUGUGAAGAGUCUCAAGCCUAGGCCGGACAUGACGGCUAGCACGGAGACGAUGGAUGCCAUUGGCGAUUCAGUUCCCCAGGCGCUGCCUUACCACUCCAACACGAGCACCCUGCGCGCCCCCAACGACUCACCAAAGCGGGACGCCACCGAAUUGUACCUGAAAUCCAAAGCUCUGCUGGAGAGCAGACAGCCCCACACCAAAGACAUUGAUGUGUUCCUCAAGAGGGACAUUGAGACAGGCUUCGGCUUCCGCGUUUUGGGGGGAGAAGGUCCUCAGCAGCCAAAUGUGUUCCCCCAGGUGUACAUCGGGGCCAUUGUGCCCAAUGGCGCUGCGGAAAAGGACGGCCGCCUGCGGGCUGGAGAUGAACUCAUCGGCAUCGACGGCGUGAUGGUGAAGGGCCGCUCGCACAAGCAGGUGCUGGACCUCAUGACCAACGCCGCCCGCAACGGUCAAGUCAUGCUGACCGUGCGCAGGAAGGUCAUCUACAGAGAUGCAACAGAUGAGGAGAAUCAGGAAGUGGGAAUGCUGGUGAACGGCUCCCCAAAACUACCUCGGCUGCCCAUGCCCUCCGCCCUGGACCACGAGUCCUUCGACAUCACACUGCACCGCAAAGAGUCAGAGGGUUUCGGAUUUGUCAUCCUCACAUCCAAGAGCAGACCCCCGCACGGAGUCAUACCACAUAAGAUUGGGCGUAUCAUCGAAGGCAGCCCGACAGACCGCUGUGGCCUGCUACACGUUGGGGACCGCAUCUCAGCCGUCAACGGCCACUCCAUCCUGGAGCUCUCACACAAUGACAUCGUCCAGCUCAUCAAGGAGGCCGGCAACGUGGUCACGCUCACUGUGGUCCCCGAGGAUGAGUACAAGGGUCCCCCUUCUGGUGCCAGCUCUGCUAGACAGAGUCCAGCUCUUCAGCACCGAGCUAUCGGACAACGCUCGGCUCUACAGGACGAACGCUACAACCUGGACCUGGAGGACAAACGAGAUGGCAUUUCCUGGCCCGAACACAAAAACAUCCCAGUGGAGCGGGGUGCCCUGUGUGUGACGGGACCCAACCAGGGCUGUCUGACCGUGGAACUGGACAGGAGCCCCAGAGGCUUUGGCUUUAGCCUGCGAGGGGGCACCGAGUACAACAUGGGUCUGUACAUCCUCAGACUGGCUGAGGACGGUCCCGCCGAGCUGGAUGGAAGGAUCCACGUCGGAGACGAGAUCGUGGAGAUCAACGGCGAGCCGGCCAGAGGCAUUUCGCAUACGCGUGCCAUUGAGCUCAUCCAGGCGGGAGGAAGCAAAGUGGCACUGUUGCUCCGACCCGGCGCCGGCCUGACUCAAGAUGGUAGUCAAAAACACGUUUCUCCCUCCAGCUCAACCAGAGAGGUGUUUUUCUCGGACACAUCACCCUUGUCCUCUCCAUACAUCACCGGGGCUUCCAUCCUCGCAUCCAUUCCUCACUCUGGCGGUCCAAAGCACCCCCGCCGCCGGAGUGGCAUCUCCUCGCCACGAGGGCUGCGUAGUUUGAGCUCGGUGGCGGAGCGGGACGAGGGUCGGGACGCUCAGGCCGAGACCACGCCGACGACACCGGGGAGGAUGAAGAGCGGCCCAAAAGCAGGGGGGACUUUACUCGAAGCCAAAGACGAGCCUCGCGGUGCUAGACGGACAAGCAGUCGGGCGCACGUAGCAACUCACAAUGACAACAGGGCGACUCGAGCGCGGUCUGUCAGCCUAGGCGAGGGUGCCCGGUCAAUACACAGACACAAGGACUCCAGAAGCAGUGACAGUAGAGUUGGUCAGAGGUCGGGACGGAGCCUUGACACAGCAAAACAAUCCCACACCUGCAGGGCAAACGAGAGAGGCUCUGCCCACAGAGACGUCAACGGCAAUCAGAGCGCAGAGGACUGGAAGAGACAUAAAGACACCUCCUUCAAAGGUUUUCAUAUCUCGCCAAGGCAGGCAGAACCCGUAUCCUCCAGGACUCCCAGGAGCCCUGUCAGGGGCCCAAACAUUAGCCCCGGAGAAUGGAAAGUACCCAGCCAAGUACGGAUCCUCUCCCAAGCUGAAGUCCUCCGUCACCCUUUUUGUUAGGAUACCGCAAAGAUUUCCGACACUUGUUCUGUACUGAGGGAUUCCAGGAAAAGUGCUACCUGGUGUCGUUUUUGUAAACCUAGGGUGGUCUUUUUCUGGGGAAGUGACGCACUGUUAGCGUGUAGCAGCCCACAGCCCCCCGUCGCCCUGCCUCGUCUCGCUGCUCUCAGACAGGGGGAACAUCUCGCUGUGUGAAUUCGUGCCAAUCGCAUCCGUCCGCCCCAUUAUGCAAGGCAAGGAGGGGAAGUUCAUUGGGGAAUAUUUUUGUAUUUUGCAUGCAGUCAAUCCUUCGUUUUGACACGCAAGACGAUAGUUCUUCGUCGCCCCGCAUUCAACUCCAGACUAUUGACUCUCUUCCAUAGCAUCUAUUCAGAUGACCAGACACUUGUGCUUUUUGACAUCUUGUUUACUGAGCAUACAAAACAAGAGCGAGACUAAGAAUUGACGGGUUUGCUUGGUUUACGACAGGGUUCCUUUCCUAGAACAGCAAUAUAACGCUAAUUACAGUAAACCCAUCUCAAUUGCGGGGUAAUGUUCCAGACCACCCCUGCAAUAAAUGAACUUCACAAUAUCUAAACACCCUACUUAAAUACUUUUAUCGCAUUUACAGCGCUCGUUUUUUUCAGGUCUUUGAACAAACUGAGAAGACCAGCACAUUUAAUCUGUGCUGUAUGUUACACAUACAGUACAUUUGACAAUAAAGUUUAUCCAAUCCAAUCCAAAAACAAAAACACAAAGAGAGAGAGAGAGAGAGAGAGAGAGAGAGAGAGAGAGAGAGAGAGAGAGAGAG
Messenger RNA from Hippocampus zosterae (dwarf seahorse), 4875 nucleotides. RefSeq names its product membrane-associated guanylate kinase, WW and PDZ domain-containing protein 3. The transcript has 21 exons. Lineage: Eukaryota; Metazoa; Chordata; Actinopteri; Syngnathiformes; Syngnathidae. The record is from RefSeq and is a predicted model, not a curated record. Gene Ontology annotation, biological process: signal transduction. Gene Ontology annotation, cellular component: cytoplasm. Gene Ontology annotation, molecular function: protein binding. Bases 15 to 4085 code for a protein of 1356 amino acids.